Molecule: messenger RNA, 2002 nt
Organism: Zychaea mexicana
Lineage: Eukaryota; Fungi; Mucoromycota; Mucoromycetes; Mucorales; Lichtheimiaceae
Exons: 5
Coding region: 380-1765 (461 amino acids)
Cellular component (GO): cytoplasm
Source: RefSeq, a predicted model, not a curated record
CUUGAGAGAGAAAAAAACUCAGUCCGGUGACACACACAUAUUUCGUCAUGGCCUGCUUUUGUAAUCCAUAGAGAGAUUGGAGCCUGCUGUUGUCCCCAUUAUAUAACGGUGUCCCCAUACCUCUCUAUCAUGAAGCUUCAUCUUAUAUAAAUUUCAAAGAUAAGCCGUUUUUUUUGGGUAUCUAGGGUUGCCAUCCUAGUUGGAGCUAUCAAGUGGCAAGGACGAGGAACCCUAUAAUAACCUCACUACUGGUUGCACAAGAAAUUCCUGUCUCUUUUAUUUCUCUGCAACCCAUACUACUACAAUUACUACCACCACUAGUUGAUAUAUCUCCUACUUUCUUACCAACUUUUUUUAUUUUUAAUUCGAAAAAACCAACAUGGAUGACAUGUAUCAAUAUGCCUCUGCUGCUGUCAACAGCAGCAACAGUAACAACCAAGCAAAUCAAAACAGUGAACGAGCAGAGGACAAUGACAUUGUUCUUCAGGCAUUUAACAACUUUGGUUGGAGCCAACGAUUCAAUAGUUUGCUUGACACUGUCAAGAAACAAAGUGAGGCAAUUGUCCAUGUCACCAGAAAAGAUUUGGAAGAAUUCGCUAAUGUGCUUCGAGAAGAUAAUGCAGCCACGACACCGAGCGGAAACAACAACACCAGUCAAAGAGACAUGAGCUCAUCAGCUGCGUCUAGCUCUUGUACAGACGCGACGGAAAAAGCAGCAACAGAAACACAAGACGCCAACGAUGCUACUACUACUACUACGAGUAGUACUGGAUUUGCAGCACUUCGUGAAAGUAUCAACAAGAUUAGUACGUUUGAUCUAAACAGUUUGCGUGAAGGACUCGGCAACACAUUGAACCAAUCCUUGCCUACACAACUGGCAAAUGUGCGAUUACCCGAGAAUAUCGAUAUCAGUCAACUCAAGGCGGAAAUGGCCCAAGGCACUCGGUUUGCAGAACAAUACGUGUCGAGAUUCGGUACGGAGGUUGUGGAUGCGUUGAGCAGAGCAAUCACGGUGUUGGAACCGGACAACAGUGAUGGUAGUGAUUAUGAACGAGGUGGCGGUACUAGUAGUAGUGGUAACAGUAGAAGAAACAGUGGUGAAAGCAGUCGAAGGGUCUAUGCUACGCGUAAAGAAUCCUUGUUGGCAAAAAUGCGAAAGAAUCCAAACACGUAUCUUGAUGAUCCAACACAGGGUUUAGCAGGCGACGCCAAGAAGCUCAAAGUGUUGGAGACGUUUAAUGCAGGAUUCAGUAUUGAUGCAUACACUGAAGAGAUUGCCCGGCUUUUGGACGAGUAUCCCGAAAUGCGAGACAUCAUGAAUGAAUUAGUUCCUGUUCAAGUCAGUUAUACCGCGUUCUGGCAACGCUACUUUUAUCAUGCAUGGAGCAUUGAACAAGACGAACAAAAGCGACAAUUGAUUGUAAAAGGUGUUGAUGACGAUGAGGAUGUCGAUUUCAAGUGGGAUUCGGACGACGAAGAGAGUGCACCAUCGCAACAACAAAAGUCAACACCAUCAUCAUCCGACGACACCCAUCAUCAACAACAACAACAACAACAACAACAACAACAACAGGCUAAAGGCAAGAUUUCCAGUGAAAGCAAAGGAUCGGAUACGGAAUUCAGUAAUAUCUCGGAACCUGUUUCGACUGAACCCAGUCUUGUUUCCCCGCCUCUCAAGUCGCAAACGGAAGAUGGCGAAGAUUGGGUCAAGCCUGAAGUGAAGAGUAGCAAGGAUAGUGACGAUGAUGAUAGCGAUUGGGAGUAGUGCUUAGAAUGAGUUUUGUCUAGUAAACUAACUACAAAGAGCUGUAUUUUCCACAAAUCAAAGCAUCCUCCAACCCCUCCCUCCCUCCCCAGAUCCUGCAACAACAACACCAUGUAUGCAGGUGCUGACCAGCGGGGCGACAUUUCCCCCAGUCCUAAUACAUCUUUUUUCUUGGCAUCAUGUUACAUUAUGUGCAUAAUCAGCGUAUCACUCAUCAUCAAGCUGUCGAUGUUCGUA